AUGGACGGGCUGCGAAAGGCGCUGGGCCUCGAGGACCCUGGCGGCGUAGAGGAGAACACCGCCAACUUUGAGAUCUACCCCGCUGCCCUUGACCAGGCGGCGGCGGCGGACCUGGCGGGGCUCCAGGCGCAGCUGCUGGGCCACCUGCUGCCUUUCCUGCGCGGCUACAUCUGGCAGCGAGACCGCUUCAACCUGCAGCUCAGCACCCACAGGCAGUCGCCCUGGCAGCGCACGCGUGCGACCGGCGGCCAGCGGCGGCGCGGCGGCGCGGCGGAGGGAGCGGCGGCAGCGGCGGCGGCAGCGGCGCCGCCCCCGCACCUCUGGGGCUCUGUCGACUUUGGCGACAACAUUGAGGACGAAUGGUUUGUGGUGUGGCUGCUGCUGGAGCUGACGCGCGCCUUCCCGGUCACCGCCAGGGUGUGGGACAACGACGGCGAGUUCCUGCUCAUAGAGGCGGCCUACGGGCUGCCCCGCUGGGUCAAGCCCGAGACGGCUCAGAACCGCGUGUGGCUGCACGCCGGCGCCUUCCACCUGGUGCCGCUGCCGCGCGCCGCGGGCGACCCGCUGCUGGCUGCCUCGCCCAGCCUGGCGCAGGCGCUGGACGCGGUGCGGGGGAGCCAACUGGACACGGCGGCGCCGCCCAAGAUGCAGGCCGCGCUGCUGCCGCGCGUGAGCGCCUACCCGCGGCGCGCCGCGGAGCUGGUGCAUGUGGCGCACGCGCUGGUGCCCGCCCGCGUGGCGCACGUGCUGCGGGCCGAGCCGCAGCUGGUGGCGGCGGCGGUAGAGGCCUUCCACUACCGAGACCCCGACGAUGUCAGGGCCGCCAGCAGGAUGGCUGCCUUCCCGCCGCGCGACCUGGUGCUGACGGCGCCGCCCUUCAGCCGCUGCCUGUACGCCCAGCUGGCGCUGCAGGAGUAUGCGCCCCCCCGCGGCUACCCCAUGCCCAUGCCUAGCGACCCGCAGGCAAGCAAGGGCCUGCAUGCAUGCAUGCCGGCUGGGCGCUGGAGGCGCCGUCUGUGCGGUGCGUACAAGGCAGCCGAGGUGGGGCUCAAGCUGACGGCGGGGUUUGAGAUGAUGUAUGCCAACCGCGCGCGCUUUGGGCGGCGCGACGAGGAGGAAGCUGAGCAGGGGGAGCAGGGUGGGGACGGCGGCGCGGGGGCGGGCCGGCAGCGGGCAGGAGCCGCAGGGGACGUGGCGGGCGUCGGCGUCGGCGGCCAGGUCAGCGAGGCCAGCCUGGCGGGGGACGCGGGGUGGGCGGCCUUCAAGGCGCGCCUGCAAGCCUCCGGCUUCUUCAGAGGCUGCCUGCCCGGCUCGGCCCAGCACACGCAGCAGCUGCAGGCGGCGCUGGGCAGCUACCUGCAGACAGAGGCGUACCGCCGUGGUACCGCGGCCAUGGCGGCACCCGCGCUGCGCGUGGAUGAGCUGCUGCGGCAGCCCGUGGACCUCGCCUCCUUCCCGCCGCCCUCCCAGCUGCCGCCGGAGGGCAGCGAGGCCUGGCUGCAGGAGCAGGCGGGGCAGCAGCUGGAGACGGAGCUGCAGCAGCGGCAGCACGAGGUGGAGCACCAGGCGCGGCGCCAGCAGCAGCGCCAGCAGCAGCAGCAGCAGGGCGGGGCCGGCGCUCCUGGCGGCGGCGGCGAGGGGGCCGAGGGCGAGGAGUUUGAUCCGCGGGAGUUGGCGGGGCGGCUGCGGGCGUUUGUGGACAUGAUGGCUGGCCUGGAGGGCGCAGAGGUGCCUGCCGCGGGCGACGCGGGGGCGGCAGCGGGAGCGGGGGCGGCAGCGGGAGCAGGCGUGGCGCUGGAUGAGGCCGCCUUUGCUGCCGAGCUGGAAAGGGUGCUGGGCCUGACCCGGGCGGCGGCACGGCACGCCCAGUGGGCAGGCGGCGACGACGACAGCGUGGGCACAUCGUCUGAGGAGGGCUCUUCUUUCUUCUCCGAUGACGAUGCCUCCUCCCAGUCGGACCUGUCGGAUGCGGGCGAGGCGCCAGCCUGGCAGCAGCCACAGACAGCUGCAGAAGCAGCGGCGCCCGGUGUCGGGCGCAGCAGUGCUGCUGCCGCCAGCGGGCCUGCGGCCUCAGCUGGACCCGCCGCGGAGGAGGGGGCCGCGUGGGGCGCGGAGGAGGCGGAGCGGCGGCGGCAGGAGGGGUGGGAGGCGGGCACCGCCACCGACAGCGACGACGAUGCCCAGUUCAUGGGAGCCUAUGCCGCCGCCAUGGACCAGCAGCUGGCGGGCACGCGCAUGGCGGAGAGCUUUGAGCGCGCCCCGACACCCGCCGAUGCUGGCGGCGGCGGCGAUGGUGCGCCGGGCGGCGCGGCGGGGGCCCAGGCGGCGGCAGGGGAGCAGGAGGGCGCGGGUGCGGCGCUGCGCCCCGUGGACCUGGAUGUCAACCUGGUCAGCAGCCUGCUGGCCUCCUACGGCGAGCAGGCGGGGCUGCCGGGGCCGGCGGGCAACCUGGCGGCGCUGAUGGGCUGCCGGCUGCCGCCGCCGCAGGCGCGGCAGUGA
Molecule: messenger RNA, 2499 nt
Organism: Chlorella variabilis
Lineage: Eukaryota; Viridiplantae; Chlorophyta; Trebouxiophyceae; Chlorellales; Chlorellaceae
Exons: 6
Coding region: 1-2499 (832 amino acids)
Cellular component (GO): nucleus
Source: RefSeq, a predicted model, not a curated record